AUGUCCAGUGCUCCGGUGUUAUAUCAAGAGACUCGCAUCCCAGCAACGCCCGUGCCUGGCUCAAUCCUCCACAUCAACGCAGCGGGAAACAGUGCAGUCACUGUAUUUGGUGCUGGCCGAAAGCGACCGUUCGAUGAAAUAAGUGGCCUGGACGAGGAGAGCUACGCGAACAAAUACCUGGCUACCGAAGGCUCGAUCUUCUUCCGACCGAAGACCAAGGCUCCUCGCAGCUUUCUCUGGCGCGUGCUGAACGACCGACAAGUGCUCGAAGUUCAAUGCGUCGAUCUCGUGCUCGAUCAGAAACACGCCAAAGCCGAGUCGUGGCUCACCUUUCACAUCGAUCUUCCCGCACCUAUUAUCCCUGGGGGUGUGGCAUUGGCGGAUGCGGAAGAAAAGGAUGCUUUGGAUAUCUUCGUGCUCACUGCGAGCAAUGAGCUUUACACCAUCACGCUCAGACGCGAAUUGCUGGUGCGGAAUACAGUCCCUCUAGAUUUCGACUCAUCGACAUGUGUCAAGAGGAUGGCUCCUGGGCAACUGAGCUACAAGCGUCCAUAUCGACUGUUCGCCGUGAGCAACAAUGAACUUGUCAUUACCUUGCAUGACGGCAGCAUGGUACGGCUGGAGCGACAAAAAGACGACAUCGGCGGUCAAUGGCGUGAGACGAACUAUGGCGAGAGAGGACUGGUGGGCUCGUUCAGAGGCUUGAUUCCCGGCUACAAACCACAGACCGUUCGGUAUGGAGAUUCCGAGCUUUUUGGCGAUGCAAUCACAGCGAUUGCGAAGAGCACAGACGGUAAAUACAUCUGGACAGUCACUCUCGACCACAUGCUCAAAGCAUGGAGUGUUGAGACUGGAAAGGUGGUGGCAGUGAAAGACCUGUUAGACGAAGGUGGAGAAGCAGAAGAUCGCAAGAAAUACGCGCGUAACAUCAUGAGUCCAGAGCAGGGAACGCAGUUACACCUCGUACGACCGCCGCGCCGGCAGAAGGUCAGCGACACCGACCCAUACUUCCUGGUGACGUACUUGCCCAAAACCCACGAGUUCAAAUUCUUCGACAUCGAGACAACAUUCACUUCCAUCGAGGGCGAUAGGAUAGACAUCCAAGAUGCGCAGCCACGAGCGAAUCUUGUCCCACCUGUGGAAGACUUGAUGAAUACAAAUAUCUGGCAUCUGGAAGACUUUGUUGUCUUUCCUGGGCCCCAAUGGCAGAGGUCCCAGCUAUGGAUUAGAGUCAGAAGCGGAUCCAGCUCCAGAACUUUCACCUUAGAGUUUGACCUUCUUGACAAGAAUGACAUGGCUUUCGAUCUUGAGGAGAUGUUCAAGACUGGCUGGAGUGUCGUCGAUGCCUCGUACGGUACUGUCGACGAGUUGAGGCGUGCUGUGGACUUGAACGGCAUUGAUCCUGGUAGCGAUGGCGCAACGACGCCAAGCGAGAGAUGGUUGAAGUACAUCUUCUACCCAGGAAGGUUCAGCCAGGCAUCGAUCGAGACUGCUCUACAUAUCUAUCGAAAAGGACGAAACCUAAUCUCAACAUCGAGUGGUCGAGGGGCACAAGAACCGCUCAAAGAGCGCAUCUCGAAUGCAGUAUCGGCAAAGAUCUUGCUAAAGCGAUCGUCCAACGAGCAGCCAGACUUCGAUCAAUAUCAACAAGACCUACACGGGCAGUGGACCACCUUCUUCUCCCUACUUGCACACCUUCACAGCCGCAGACACGAGGUGAUCGGAUCUGCAUUCGAUGCUGAGGAAGGUCUUGCGUGGACUGUCUGUGCCGACCUCGUAGCACCAAUCCGGGCCAGUAGUGCGGCCGAAAAGUUAGGCUUGAACUCCAACAUGCUCAUCGACAAUCCCACUCUCAAGGUGGAUGCUGUCGUCAAGAAUAGGAUCUUCACCGGCAAUGAAGAUGUCGUUGGCGCGCAAGUACUCGCCGUGGCUCGCCAAUUACGACAAUUCUUCUCCGGUCCUUCUCAAGACAAGCUGAAAAGAGAGGCGCUGCUGAGUGCGCUGGAGCAUGGAUCUGAUGUAUCCGUCGAAGAGACUUUGCAACUUCUCGAUACUCAGUGCAAUUUCGCAGACGAGAUCGGGGACGAGGAAUUCACUCAGCUAGAAAGUGCCGCCGAUCAGUUCGGUACCUUUGGUGGCCUCACAGACGACCAGUUCCUCAUGGUAUUGGAGAACAUCGAAGACUCUCCCGUAUCCGGAACGCGCGAAAAAGAUGGCGGUCAGGUUCUUGGACGAUAUGGAAGGUCUAUGAGCGUAUUGAUUGUCCAGGAGACCCUGCAGCGCGCCGAAUCUGUACUCCUGGACUUACUCGCGCUCGUGGUGUUCAUGCACUGUGAGCUGGAGCAGUCUGAGCUUAGUCCGGACUUCCGUCCGAAGGAAGUCUACGAAGCGAUAAUGUUGCACUUGAGACGCACUGAGCUGCGACUUUGGUUGUGCAGUAAUGUACGACAAGAGUCAGUGCACCCCACAGGACGAAUCGUCGACCUUGUAACGAUAUACGAAUCGAUGUUCGCGCGGGAUUGGCAACCGGUACCGCGCAUCAACAGCAUGGAGUAUGGACUGCCAGAGCUCCUGACUGCCUGGAGCAAGCGAUGGGCCUUUGGGCUCGACCUUAGCAAGUGGGGCGACGACAUCACAGCCCACAUUCUGGCUGACCUUCUAUUGCACGACGACAUUGAGCUAGCUCUGGACUUUGUCGCAUUUCUUCCGGACACACCGUGGAUAUGCUACCUGAAAGGCCGCCUUUAUGUCUCUACCGGUGACUACGAACUGGCGAGCUUCGCCUUUCAAGAUGCCGCGCACACGAUGGCAACCCUUAAGGACCUGCCAAGUCCGGUGGUCUCGCAAGAGGAAGCACAAGAGCUUUUCGGUCAAGGCCUUGUCUUCUAUUUCAAGCAUAUCACCGCUCUCUUCGAAAAGGCUGGAGUGCCUUCGUACACAGCCGACUUCGCUUCGAUGGCGCUUGAUGACCUGAACGAAAACGAUCUCGACCAAUCGCUUAUGGAUCUCGACCUUCGUAAGAGUCAAGAGGGAUCGCAUCAAGAUAUUCUUGGCAACACCAUGGAAGAGAUUCGCAUCCUGAAGCUUAGGACCACCAGAGACAGUCUGCUGUGCAGCAAAUUCAACGCCCUCAACCAGACCGGCCGCUUUGCUUUGGCAUUCGACGCUCUGUCUCGUGUGAAUGAGACUGAAAAGCAAAGCAACUGCUUGCGUACCUUGCUCGAGACUUGCAUCAAAUCGGACAGUGUCGCUGCAAUGCUUGAGUUGGACGUGCAAGGCGACCUGGCGCAAGAAGCAGAUGCGAUUUUGCUUGGUUUGGCGAAAAAGGCCAUGGCGUCAGGUCUGCCUUCUGGACCUCCCUAUCACCAGAUCCUGUUCGCCUUCCGCACCCAACAAUCCAACUUCAGGGGCGCUGCCGCUAUUCUGUACGAACACCUCGAGCGCCUUCGAAAGUCUAACAAGCUGGCAGUUCGAGACCCCGACGAUGACACAUUGCCGCAGAUGUAUGUGUUACUGAUCAACACGCUCGGUUGCUGCGGUGAAGACCAAGCGUGGUUGCUGGCGGACCCGAUUGAAGGUGUGCAUGGCGUGGGAAGUAAGAGGAAGCUCGUGACGUUGGAGGACGUUAAGAGAGACUAUACGGCUGAGCUGGAUAGGAGGAGUGAGAUCAGUCAAGGUCGAUUCCCACUAAUUGGUGGAGACGACGAGAUGGAAAUGUUCUGA
Messenger RNA from Zasmidium cellare ATCC 36951, 3723 nucleotides. RefSeq lists its product as uncharacterized. The record is from RefSeq and is a predicted model, not a curated record. Gene Ontology annotation, cellular component: nuclear pore. Gene Ontology annotation, molecular function: structural constituent of nuclear pore. Lineage: Eukaryota; Fungi; Ascomycota; Dothideomycetes; Mycosphaerellales; Mycosphaerellaceae. Bases 1 to 3723 code for a protein of 1240 amino acids. The transcript has a single exon.